Caenorhabditis briggsae is the source of this 1302-nucleotide messenger RNA. Lineage: Eukaryota; Metazoa; Nematoda; Chromadorea; Rhabditida; Rhabditidae. Gene Ontology annotation, biological process: dephosphorylation. Bases 1 to 1302 code for a protein of 433 amino acids. The record is from RefSeq and is a predicted model, not a curated record. Gene Ontology annotation, molecular function: phosphatase activity. The transcript has 4 exons.
AUGAUCAAGGCUUUCAGUCUUUGCUUGGUAGCUCUAGGCUAUGUCGCUGCUCAAUCCGGAAAUAUCAAGCUGGAGUUUGUGCAAUCCAUGUGGCGUCAUGGAGAACGCGCGUCUCAAAUCGAUUUGUACCCCAUCUACGAGAAGGACUGGAUUUUCGGAGGAGGUGGUCUCGGAGAGCUCACUGCCAUUGGAAUGGGAGAGAUGAACGAUCUGGGAAGACUUAUUCGUCAAAGAUAUGUCAAUACCUUCAACUUCUUGAAGCCAAAGUAUGCAUCAAAGGAAGUUUAUGUGAGAUCUACCGACUUCAAUAGAACCAUCAUUUCUGCAAUGUCUAUGCUAUAUGGAAUGUUCCCACCAAGCUUGUACGAUAUUCCAAACGUGGAUUAUCCGUUCACCCCUUUCAAAUGGCAACCAGGACUCACCUUUGUUCCGGUUCAUGUUGACGGACCACAACAAUGUGCUGCCAGUCAAAACUGCCCAUGCCCAAGAUACGAUCUCCUCCAAGCUCGCAUGCUUGCUCUCCCAGAAGUGCUUCCUAAAUUCCAGCAAGUCGUUCUUCUUAACCGUCAAAUCGGCCCACAUUACAAUAUGACCACCGGAAUCGACACCUUCUACACCUACCCGGACACGUGGAAGUGUCAAAGAGCCUACUUCAACAAGACCAUGUACGAGAAACUUCCAUGGUACAAUGAGGACUUGUACUACCAGUCGCAAACUGUUUAUGCUCCAGUCAAGGGAUUCUUGGAGGGUAACUUCCAAAACUCCGCAGUCUCUAACGGUCUUGAUGUGGCUCUGGAGAUGAAGAAGGUUCGAGCUGGAGUCAUCAUCAAUGAGUUGUACAACAGAGCUUCUGAGAAAUUCGAUUGCGCAGAACUUGGAGAGAACUGCACCGGAUACUUGAAGCAGUUGAAGUUCUAUGGAUACUCCAUUCAUGACAACAACGUCUACGCCGUUCUCGUUGCUCUUGGAAUCCCUAAUAUCGCUGACACUAUUGACGGAUGGCCAGCAUACGCCGCUGGAAUCUUCUUGGAGUUCCACAGAAACACACAAACCAAUGAGAGAUUCUUCAAGGUUCUUUACCGCUCGAAUGCCAAUGCCAACAUCGCUGAUGUCACCACACAAGUCCCAAUGUGCAAUGGAGCAGCUUUGUGUCCAUUCGCUGCCCUUCAGAACUUGGCUAACACCAUUAAGCCACUUCCAGAUAUCACCACGGUGAGAACUUAUUUUUUGAAAGUUGGGUUUCCAAUAACAUGGUAUUUCAGCUCUGCAACUCUCCAUUGUAAGAAGGACGUUGAGCAAUAG